UCCGUAACAUUUCCUAAUCACUAUACAAUUGCUACGGGUCUUUAUCCUGAAUCUCACGGAAUUGUUGGGAAUGAAUUUUAUGAUCCUGAUCUUGAUGACGAUUUUUAUUAUACUAAUCCUAAUAAAAGCUGGGAUUCAAAAUGGUGGGGUGGUGAACCGAUUUGGAUAACUGCUGUAAAACAAGGCCAGAAAUCUGGUGUAUCGCAAUGGGUCGGAACUUCCUCUGUCAUUAAAGGACAUAUUCCAACUUAUCAUUAUCCUUAUAUUCCUAAUGUUACUAUUGAUGAAAAGGUCGGUCAAAUAAUGAAUUGGUUGGAUCUUCCGUUAAAUGAAAGACCAACAUUCCUUGCUGCUUAUGCAAGUGAAGUUGAUACUGCUGGUCACAAAUUUGGUCCUGACUCUGUAGGCGUAAAUGAUUCUCUUAAAUAUGUUGAUAAUUUUGCGCUUGGCCUUUGGGAAGAUAAUGUUUUCAACGUUUCAAAAGUUCGUCCAUUAGAAUGUAGACCAUUGGCUGGAAUUCGUCCUUAUAACGACUCUGAUAUUAAUGAUAUAUAUUUAUCUUUGAAAGAUGCGAGUCAAAAUCAGCCUUGGCAAUGUUAUCUUCGUGACGAAAUACCUGAACGUUUUCAUUUUCGUGCUUCUCAUCGUAUAUCUCCGAUCUUUUGUAUUCCUCCUGUAGGAUGGAUUCUCUCCACUCAUCGUGAUUUUGGUAAAUCAUCUCCAAAAGGAACUCAUGGUUAUGAUAAUCUUGAACCUGAAAUGAGAGGAAUAUUUUUAGCUUCAGGUCCUGUAUUUAAGGAAAUAGCUUCGAAAAAAAAGACGAAUGUAGUAAAAGGUUUUUUUAAUUUCGAAGUUUAUAAUAUAGUGGCAAAAAUUUUGGGGUUAACUCCCGCUGAGAACAAUGGCACUGUUG
Messenger RNA from Racocetra fulgida, 913 nucleotides. Lineage: Eukaryota; Fungi; Glomeromycota; Glomeromycetes; Diversisporales; Gigasporaceae. The record is from the annotation of a GenBank genome assembly.